Molecule: messenger RNA, 2410 nt
Organism: Cryptococcus amylolentus CBS 6039
Lineage: Eukaryota; Fungi; Basidiomycota; Tremellomycetes; Tremellales; Cryptococcaceae
Exons: 2
Coding region: 1-1389 (462 amino acids)
Source: RefSeq, a predicted model, not a curated record
AUGGACGCCCCCUCCCUCCUGAGCCCCCCCAACCCCGCGGCGGACCCCGUCAAGCCUCAAGCAUCCAUCCUCCUCAACGCCCCAGGCCGCCCUCCCGCCUCCCCCAGCAUCACACCCCACAAUGCCGCUCCCCUAGACUCCCCCAGCAUCUCGGGCUCGUCCCUCCAGAGCACAAGCACCGGCACCAGCAACGGCAAUCCCUUUUUCAGCUCAGACUCGUCCCAGACGAGCAUACCCCACUCGUCGCCCCCGCUCCCCUCGUCGGCCCGCCAUCCGUCCCCGGCCCCUUCCCACACCUCGUCCUUCUCCUCGCAGCAGGGCUCGGGCGGCUACUACCCCGCGUCCAUGACUGCUCCUGGCUCCCCGUCGCUCGGCACUGUCAACCGGCGCACCAGCACACCCAAGAUCUCUUUUGCCCCCCUCCCCACCGUGCCGCCCGAGUUUCGCAGGCGAAAUUCCAUCUCGCUCGGUGUGGCUUCGCGCCGAAACCUGAUCGGGGCGCAGAAUGGCCUGCCGCCAGGCGUGCAAAAGCACAGCGGGGUGCAUAGUGUGAUUAUGAACGAUGAAGAGUGGGAAGAGUACCAGAGGCAGUACCAUGAACGGAAGGGCAACGACGGCGUCGUCGACGUAGGUCAACUUGCCAAAUCCGGUGCCAAAGCCCUCUGGCGCUCCGUCAAACGUCGGCGCUCCUCCUCCCAAACCUCCCAGGCCUCCCAAGCAUCCACCGACUCGGCGUCCACCAACCUCUCCAACGCGCAAUCCGCCGGCUCGGGCACGCCGUCCGGCGUAUCCCAGCAGGGAGGUUUAUCAACCAAGCCGGGUGGAGCGGGAGAGACGAUGAGCAGUUUACAUACUGUGGAAGAGGAUGAUGAGCACCAUUCGCCUCCGCCAGGUCCGGCAGCGGACCUUGUCAGAGACGAUUCGGGCGCGCAACCUCUCCAUGCGCCGCUUGCCAAACGCCCGAGGUCGCCGGGUGUCAAGCUCACAAAAGAGGCGCUGGCAGCCGAAGGCUUGGACGACGGCGAUGGCGAGGGAGGCGAGGCUACCCCGAGGCGGAGACCCAGCCCGCCGCCGAGGUUGGCCGACAAGCUUCCCACCGCAGACGAGCUCGCAGAAGGUCGCGAAGAAGAAGAAGAAGACGAGGACGAGGACGAUUAUGAAGACUCGUCGGUGGGAUACGAAGAAGAGCAAGACGAGCUCAGUACGGUCGAAGAGAAGGAAGACAUUUCGGCUCACGCGCAUCACCAUGCUCUGCACGAGCACCAUGAUCACGAGCACGAGUCGCACGAGGAGAGAGAUAGGGAUAGGAAGGCGUCCGUGUUGGGUUUCGAUGUGGAGCGAUUCGGUUUGAUGGAGAUUGGGGAGCAGCAGCACAGGGGGAGGAGAUGAUUCGAUUUGGAACCAUUCGUGGUGAAAUUGCUCAUGACCGAGAGCUAUUUGGACAGAUUUAUACAUGACUGAUUCUAUCAGGAGGUUUUUUUUUGUACUUAUACCACGACGCAAUGUACGCAUAUAUUUGGUCGCCAUUCAUUGCCUUUAGAGGACGGGGGUAGUCAUAGUAUAACGCGCUCAAAAGAGGAGUAAGACGAAAGGCUGAAGAAGAGGGGUGCAGAGAUCGUGGCGGUGUCUGUGACAUGUCCAGAGAUUGAUGGGGUACGUGAGGUCAGUCAAGCGCUUCUGCACGCUGCUUGCACGCUGCUUGCAUCCACCAGAACCUCCGACGCUUCCUAUAUGAGCUAAUGCUUGUCGAUGCAUGUAAGGCGAUCAGGCAACCCAAAAGUGGGCGUCGUACACUUUUUCUUCAGGUUUUCCCGAUGCGCAGAAUUGAUGCGGUCAGUCCAUUUCGUGUUGGCCUAGGUCGGGCGAUCCAAGUAGACUGUACAGGUCAGACAUCCCUCCUGUGACGCGACUAGAUCUCGCCGAGUGACGAUUGCGUGACACUACGAAAAAGUUGUCGAUCAAUCCCAUUUUGAAAACGUAUGGGCGGAUGAUCAUUAAAUUCGCUUUUGUUUGCUGCGCCGUACUGAGAAAGUAUCAGGUUGCUACCCAGGGUAGAGGCGAGGGCGGACAACGUCGGUCAAGGUUGAAAAUCCAGAGAAAGCGCGGGAACCAGAGAAACCCAUUUCUUGGUCAGUAGAGAAUUUGAGUGGUCUCCCGCGCAAAACUUCCUGGUUUCCCCGAUUCUCCUUCUACCCAUUUCAAGGUCGCUUUCCAGCACAUCCCAGACUGCACACUCUAUCCACUAUCCCUCACUAGUCUUGGUCGCCGCCGCCAGGUGUCAGAGGUCAGCCCAAAUCCCACGUUCGCCAAGCCCUCAUGCAGUUGCGAUAUUGUCGAAAAGAAUGUGUUGAGGUGAAAUAGGAUGUGUCAAGCGACAAACGAUGCUAGUGCCAACAAGCAGAAAAAAACC